Messenger RNA from Anarrhichthys ocellatus (wolf-eel), 2242 nucleotides. RefSeq names its product protein fantom-like. The transcript is spliced from 13 exons. Gene Ontology annotation, cellular component: photoreceptor connecting cilium. Lineage: Eukaryota; Metazoa; Chordata; Actinopteri; Perciformes; Anarhichadidae. Gene Ontology annotation, biological process: retinal rod cell development; non-motile cilium assembly. Bases 298 to 1941 code for a protein of 547 amino acids. The record is from RefSeq and is a predicted model, not a curated record.
AACAUCCAGUAAGAGUUUAAAGUUACACGUUUACACACAAACAAAAUGUCAGAAUGUGUAUUUACGUUUAUAAUGUGAUUAAUAAUCUCACACGUGAGGAGGGAAAGAUAAAAAUGUGUUUAUAGUGAAAAUCAAUCAACUAAAGGCACCUAGAGUGGCAAUGCGCUUUAAAGAACUACUUUUCCCAGAAGCCUCCUCACUCUGCGCAUGCGUAGUUGCAUCAUAACGACGUGAACCGCUGUGUUUUCAGUAGCAACCGUGUCUGGAAUUAAUAAAGUCGUUUUUAAAGACUGAGACAUGUCCACUCUACUGGAUGAGACAGCAGCAGAUGUUCCAGUCAGAGACUUCACCGUGAACCUCACAGCAGACUCAUCCACGUUCCAAAAUGCUCGAGCGAGACAGGACGUCUCUCGUGUGUCCAGAAAGGAGCUGGAGGACCGAUUCCUGAGGCUCAACGAGGAGACACUGGUCCUCAAACAGCAUGUUAACAAGCAGGAGGACAAGAUCAGGAAACUGGGCACUAAGCUGAUGAGGCUGGUGAAGGACCGUGGUCGUAUGGAGCAGCUGGCGGUGGGAGGAGGAGUCUCCAGGCUUCGUGACGUGGAGAUGGAGGAGAUGAUGGAGGAGCUCCAGGAGAAAGUCCGUGGCCUGCAGGCGGAGAACGAGGGGCUGAAGCGGCGCCUCCUUUUGGCCAAGCAGCAGCUCCUCACCUCCCAGAGCAGGAGGUCGUCUCCAUACGACCGCGUCCCGUCACGGGUCAACUCUGGGUUAAAGAAGCUGAGAGACAACUCCUCCUCUCCUCCUCAAGGGAGGCUCAAAGGUACUCGUAGUUCAGAGGGAGGAGCCAGACCCCCGACGGGCCUCCUGCCUCGGUUUGGACACAGUCUGCUGGAGGAGGCCAGGGCCGAGGUCCGAAACCUAGAGAACGUGAUGGAGCUCCAGAGGAGCCACAUGGAGGAGAUGGAGGGAGCGUCGGAGCUGCUGAGGGAGGAGCUGAGGAGGAAGGAGGCAGAGUUUGAGGAGAGACUCCUGCAGGUCCGAGAGCAGCAGAGCUCCAGACUGAGGUCUCACGUUAACGGUAACGUGUCGAUGAUCAAACUACAGAAGCAGCUGUCUGAGCGGUCUGACAUGGUCUCAGAGCUGGAGGGACGGUUUUUACAACUACAGGAGAGCCAGAGGUUGCUGAAGGCCGCUCACGACGCAGCAAUGCUGAAGGUGGCCGAGCUGUCGGCUCGGCUGAAGGACGAGAGGACGAAGAGUUUGGACCUGGAGACGAGACUGCAGAGCUCCACCGUGUCCACGAGGAAGACAGAGCAGCUGCAGGAGAGGAUCAGUGAGCUGGAGCAGGAGAGAGACCUGCUGAGGGACAACAACGAGAAGCUGGUACACAGUGCCUUCGACGUGUCCCUUAAGCGGCGUUAUCAGAUCCAGGAUCAGCAGCUGAAGCUUCAGAUCUCUCAGCUGGAGGCGGCUCUGAAGGCCGACCUGGUCGACAAGAACGAGAUCCUGGAUAAGAUCAAAGCUGAGAGAGACACAAACGAGAAGCUGACAGAAGAAAAUAAGAAACUUCGACUCCAGUUUGUGGAACAGAAGCAGCAGCUGGAGGAACUAAAUGGUCGUCUGACGUUCUACAGCAGGGAGACGGAGUACGACGUGGCUGAACUCACCGAGGCUCUGCUGCUCAUCAAGAGGCGUAAGUCCCAGAGGAGUGGAGACCUGAUCUUCCUGAAGGAGGUGGAGGAUGAUGGAGUCAGACAGCUGCGAGCCGCUCACGCUGAGACCAUCCAGGAGCUGGAGAAGACCAGGAACCUCCUCAGCAUGGAGGGCCGGAUCAGCAGGGACUACAAGGUGAGGCUCAGCAGGACCAUCACACUUCGUUUAUAUUAUCCACCAUCACCUGUUCUCUUUGGAAGUAGACCUGGGACCCCGCAGUGUAUUUAGGACCUAUUGUUAUUAUUUUAUUCUGAAGUUCUACACGGUUCUCCUGAUACACCGUUCAUUCACUACGUUUACAAGCACCACAUAUUCCUUAUGAUCUGUUUACACGGCUGCUGAAUAUUAGUAUUCACUAAUAUUCCUGUUUACAUGCAGACCUUCAAAUUCAUGUCUCUUCAUCUUCAUCAUCAUCAGUGAAUCCAACAUGGACGUCGUUCUGUUCUGUGUCGGGUCGAUGUCUUCACACGUCCAUCAUCACAUCUAAAUAUGGAAAAGUGGAACCUCAGCAACAUUUAGCUUCUUAGCA